Rhipicephalus sanguineus (brown dog tick) is the source of this 1149-nucleotide messenger RNA. RefSeq lists its product as uncharacterized. The transcript has 3 exons. Lineage: Eukaryota; Metazoa; Arthropoda; Arachnida; Ixodida; Ixodidae. Bases 40 to 1149 code for a protein of 369 amino acids. The record is from RefSeq and is a predicted model, not a curated record.
CACGCAAUCCAGAGAGCACUUGAGCACCCGUCGACUACUAUGGCGCUCAACGAAGCUGAAGCUCGCAAGAACAGCGCGACUGCACUUGACGAGACCACAGGAGUAACAUCCGAGGUGGCACAGCGGGAGCAUCCUCGUGAGGAAGAUCACGCGCCAGGCCGUCGUCAAAUGUUGUCGGCACAAGUUCCUGCCAAAUCCGAAAAAGACAGCACUGCUUCCCCUUCCAAGGGACGCGCCGGCACUGAGCGACGUGAGCGUAGCCGCACCGCAGCUCUCGAGACGGCAGGUGAAAGAUCCAUGGCGCGACAGGUAAAGAAGCCCCUGAAUGAGCAUGGCGCGUCUGGUCGCCGUCAGCAGCCACAGGUGCAAGAAUAUGACAAAUCGGAAGAGAGCACCACUUCCAAAGAAAGCACAGAAGUUGAGGACGAGCACAGUCCUCUGGCGCCUACCAGCCGUCCUGACCUCGUGCCCCGGGACAGCCAAGGACCAUUUCCUAUGAAGGGACACCGAAGAACGAAAGGUGACUCUGACCACCAAUCUUCGCCGGAACAGACUUCCAGCAGUGACGAGUCUUCAGGGGAUGCCUCCAGCGAAGCCAUUGAAGGAGCUUCAGCUAACCCGUUAAACAGCCACCCAAAUGCAUUUGUUCGUGCCUCCUAUCGGCUUUCUGCGAAAAUUAUACGUCGUCGUAUGAAGUCUGCGGCCGAUAAAACUGAACAGUUGGCAGGUCAAGCGCAGUCAGAUGCGGUAGACCCGAUUGAAGGAACAAGCAGAGGAACCCUAUCGGAGCCAACACUCGCGGAACGUCACUCGGACUUACUUUCAGAUUACCCGCCCGACCUACGUGCGAGUAUAGAAGACGGCAUGGUUGCGACAUUAGACCAGAUGAGCACCCAAGCCUCACAGCUAGGCACCGACUCUGAAGCUGCUUCGCUGGCUCCGCUGGAAGGAACCCCCGAAGACUCGUCUCCGCUGGAAGUCUGUUCCGGCGAAGACUGGCUGUCGGAGUCACCUGCAAGAGCGCAGCCGACCAUCCUUCUGGUCAUCAUCGUCAGCAACCUGACUGCGCCACUGCAGCGCAAAGACCUCUCCCAUGUUGUGCAAAUCAACCCAGUCCUGUGCAUCCUGCGCCCACUGCCUCAAGCUUAA